Ostrinia nubilalis (European corn borer) is the source of this 1424-nucleotide messenger RNA. It is a transcript of the gene NGR-B2, whose product is annotated as PDF receptor-like. Gene Ontology annotation, cellular component: plasma membrane. The coding region runs from base 132 to 1424 and encodes 430 amino acids. Lineage: Eukaryota; Metazoa; Arthropoda; Insecta; Lepidoptera; Crambidae. The record is from RefSeq and is a predicted model, not a curated record. Gene Ontology annotation, molecular function: G protein-coupled peptide receptor activity. The transcript has 11 exons. Gene Ontology annotation, biological process: adenylate cyclase-modulating G protein-coupled receptor signaling pathway; cell surface receptor signaling pathway.
UGAAGUGCUAAGGUCGUCCACAACGUUCUUGCUGUGUUGAAAAAUAUUAUUACCAACGUUUUUCUGCUCAACUCUUAAAGUUCGACGCUGGCAAGAAAAUUGCUCCACUGCUAAGCUCAAACCAUUUGAGGAUGCCGCAAAACCCACAUCUCACAGCGCCAUUGGACGACUACCAGAAGAUUUGUAAAGAAUAUCAUUCUUCGUUCCAGUAUGAACCACAUGUCACCUACUGCAGUCCCGUUUUUGACUCCUACCUUUGCUGGGGCCCUACUCCUGCUGGGGUGAUGGCCAGCCAGUUUUGCCCUCCAGCUAGAUUCAGUGACACUACACGAUUUGCGUUCCGCAUGUGUGAGGAGAAUGGCAUGUGGCAAGGACGACGCAAGAACGAAUCUGGAAACAUUGGCUGGACCAACUAUACUCCGUGUUUCCCACCUGAAGUCAUCGAGCUUCUUGAAAAGGUCAAGGAUAACACUCAAGCCAUGUUAUACAUAGCACAAAUCACCCGUUACAUUGAAAUAGUGGGCUUCACGUUUUCCUUCUUUACUUUAUCAGGAUCUCUUAAAGUACUGAUCUCUAACAGGUCCUUGCGUAAUACCCGGACGAAAAUUCAUAUAAACCUAUUUGUCGCGAUGUUACUACAGAUUAUAGUACGUCUCAUUUUAUACAUUGAUCAAGAAAUUGUACGGAUUUACUUUGGAGGAGGCACAACUGGCACCGGCAUAGUCAAUACGCCAAUACUAUGCGAGGUGUCCUACACAUUUCUAGAGUAUGCCAUCACGGAGAUGUUCAUAUGGAUGUUUAUUGAAGGGUGGUACUUAAACAGUGUAGUCACUUCAGACGUCCUGAAGUCAGAGAUGGCAUUUACAGUUGUGUGCUCCAUCUCCUGGGUAGGCCCGUUCUUACUGACGCUCAUGUGGGCGGCUGCGACGUUUAUACACUACGCCAAGGAAGGCGCUGCAACGUGUUGGUACGGUUAUAACUUCCUUGACAUAUACUGGAUCGUGCAAGGACCACGCUUGGCCAUAAUUAUAAUUAACCUUACUUUCAUGCUCAACAUCCUUCGGGUGCUGGUGACUAGAAUGCACAGAGACAUUCACAACGAUGCGACCCGUGUCAAGAAAGGAGUGCGCGCCAUGUUUCUGUUGCUCCCACUGCUGGGCAUCACCAACGUCUUGAACAUGACAGAGGCGCCCCUCGACGGCCCGACUUGGUAUUUCGCUACGUGGAGCUACGUCACCCACUUCUUCAGAUCCUUCCAAGGGACGAUUAUAGCCGUACUGUACUGCUUCUUGAAUUCUGAGGUGCAGGCCGUGUACAUUAAAAAAUUCAACGACUGGCGGGCGCUGCGGGAAACCAGAAGGAGGCAGGGUGAUCUACGAAGGAACGGGCGUCAUCCAAAUUUGAUUUCGGCGCUUACCCAGUAA